Messenger RNA from Brettanomyces bruxellensis, 1467 nucleotides. RefSeq lists its product as uncharacterized. NCBI's taxonomy places the organism in Eukaryota, Fungi, Ascomycota, Pichiomycetes, Pichiales, Pichiaceae. The record is from RefSeq and is a predicted model, not a curated record. The transcript has a single exon. Bases 1 to 1467 code for a protein of 488 amino acids.
AUGGUUCCAUUUUUGCAAACAACAAAUUUUCCAAAAAUAUUAACUGAGCAUAACGUAUUAAAUGUUGAUUUGAACUUUCGCCGCAGAAGACUAAACCAGUUUUGGAAAGGGCAGGUCAGAGGAGCAGCAUUCUGGAGGAUCGGUACAAAUCUUAGGAUAUUCAAACAGAUGCUUCAAGACUCUGGGGACAAUGAAUGGAAAUAUCGUCUUCUUUUGUUUUUAUUUCUAUUCAUUAUAAUCAAUUUCCUAUUUAAUAUAAUGAUGGCAAUUUUGACAAAUAUAUAUUUGGAGAGAUUACAGGCUACAUCCAGCAAAUUUGGGUUUAUGAUUAAUAGUGUAUACAAGCAUGGAGUGGUGGAGGAAAUGAUUACCAUAAACGAUCAAAAGGCGAACGAAAACUACUUGAGAUGCUUACGAAUGCUUGCCCAAAAAAACGGGUUGAAGAAUUAUGACACCGAGGAAGACCCAAAGAACAAGCAAAAAUUGGAGGAGGAUGCUAAUUAUAAAUAUAACAUUGACAACAUAAUAAUGUCUACGGACCAACUUGAUAAAUGGUAUUUCGAGAGAAAUGACUUGGACUACAUUUCAAUGUAUUGUGAUCUUGCCUUAAGAUACGCAUUAACUCUUCCAAGCAAGCAAAGCAGAUUAGUCGAGCACACAGUAGAUAUUUGUUUCGGGAUAAUUAAUCACUAUGAGAAGGUUGCCCACGAAGAAGUUGGAUCAUACAAGUUGAAGAACAAGGCUCUAAGAACAAAGGCGGAUAUUAUGGAAUACAACAAUGUGAAUUUCGAUGAGAUACGGACGUGUCUUUUUAAUGCUUUGGAACUUUUGGAAAAACACGAGUUUACAAGCCAAAACACGAAAUCGAUAAUAAAGGAUGUCACUGAAAUUCCAGAAGACCAGACUCUUGGAAACAAUAUGCUAAAUUCCAUUCUAGAUUUGUGCUCUUUUUUCACAGAUUCAAGAAGACCAAAUUAUAUCAAUAUAGCAUUGCAAAUGCUAACAUCCACAUUGAGAUCGCUUGAAUGCGAGCUAUCUGUGCUCGACAAAAAAUAUGACUCAGAAGCGUUAUUUGGAAGGAAGCAGGCGGUUCACUCAAAAGAUGAAAGAAGGUUAAUGGAACUUAAAUUUGAAAAGAUACCAUUAAUUCAAAUGGAGAUUAGCGAGAUCCUUUGGUAUGGAAAACAUUAUAAUCAGGCCAUUGAUCUUGCAAGAAGUUCGGCCCAGAAAUCUAUGCUAUACUCACAUGGAAAUUACAAUUGUGCUAAAAUAGCACGAAUUGGAUUUAAGAAUUUGGCAACAAUGUAUUCCAAGGAGGGAGAUAAGGAGACAGCAGAACUUUGCAAGGUGCAAUCUGAGGGUAUUGAGAUACCAUUAGAAGCGUUUUCUGUUCCUAGCCGUACGGUAAGGGACGCCGUUCUAGAAUACUGGUUUGGAUCCUGGGGUGAAGUAAUGUUCCCGGGUUAA